UGGGGGCAAAAAGGCAGGCAGGAACGAGAGACAUCCAGGACGAUUGACAGUGACGUGACAGGAGACACACACCGCUUAAAUACAUUAGGGAGAUGCAGGUGAUUGGACACAAGUGGAAACAAUCAGACAAUCACAGAUGAUGACAGGACAAGGAAGGAAGUGAAGUUACCCAUGGAGACAAGAAGUAGAAAACUACAACAUAAGACCGGAAAUAAAACCACACCGUGACAGGAGAAGCUGAAGCUGUAGAGAAGCUGAACGUGUGGGUGGCUCGGAGGAGAGCCUGAAGGUGGUGUUUGAGUGCGCGCAGCAGUUCUGCGAGCCCAUGCCUGUGUAUCAGCAGCUGGCUGACAUCUACGCAAAGUCCAAAAAGACCAAGGUACCAUCGACUGGGUGUAUUUGUCUGGACAGAUGCGGUGACCCUGUGUUCUGUAGACGGUUUCGUGCGUUUGUCACGUUUGUCCAGGAGGCCGAGGGCCUGUACAAGACGAUGGUGAAGCGUUUCCGUCAGAAUAAGGCCGUGCGGCUGAGCUACGGGACCUUCCUGCUGCAGCAGGGCCAGAGCGACGGCGCCACUGUUCUCCUGCAGAGGGCGCUGAAGAGUCUGCCCGCCAAAGAGAGGCGCUGUUUGAUCGUGUGAUCUGAGUGUCUCAGUGAAAAAGAUCGAGUUCUUCUUCAAGCGCUAUCUGGAGUACGAGAAGAAGCACGGCACCCCGCAGACCAUCCAGGCAGUCAAGGAGAAGGCCGUGGAGUUUGUGGAAGCGGGAGGCAACGAGGCUGCCAACGGAUGACCAAAUACACACUAUGAUUCACACAUUGAGUGUGCGCGCGGCCUACAGGUUGCUGAACCCGGUCUGAGUCACGCACCUGUUUGCAAACAAGCCUGUGGCUCCAGAUUAAAGGUUCCUUCUCAAAAUGAUCCUUAUAAUUAAGUCAUUUUUACGGUAAGUGAGUUGGAACAAUCUGCGAUUUGACAUUUCCUCAUAGUAUGUCUUUUAUGAGAAAAAAAGCUUUGCAGAUGAUCAUUCAUGUAGUAACAUUUUUUAAUAAAACAUUUGUGGGAGCAUGAUCUAAUAACCUGUCUGGCCUGUCAAUAAAUGCAACUCCAUUACAA
Gasterosteus aculeatus aculeatus (three-spined stickleback) is the source of this 1114-nucleotide messenger RNA. RefSeq names its product protein RRP5 homolog. Gene Ontology annotation, cellular component: nucleolus; small-subunit processome. The record is from RefSeq and is a predicted model, not a curated record. Gene Ontology annotation, biological process: rRNA processing. Lineage: Eukaryota; Metazoa; Chordata; Actinopteri; Perciformes; Gasterosteidae. Gene Ontology annotation, molecular function: RNA binding; protein binding.